AUGGUUGAGUACGAGUACGCCUCGCUCCUCAUCCCAGGUUUCGUUACUCAAAUGGCAAAGAAGACAUCACGAUUCGAGAAAGAAGGUUACCCCAAGUGGGUAUCCGUUGUUGUUCCCGAGGGCAUGGCAAAAAGCAACAGCUUGCAGAUCAUGGCCUUUCGAGCCAAAUUGACUCUCGAGAAUCCAGGCGGAGAAGGAACACGAAUCGUGUCAUUUCCAUUGAAGAAAUGCAAGACUGAGAUCGAGUUUUGGGAGGAGGCUGAAAAGGUUUCAGCGGUCUAUCAGAACGCGGUCUUCCAAGGGAGGCUUGACAUGGAUAUUGAGUAUCUGUUUGGUACACAAGGCCCUUGA
Molecule: messenger RNA, 351 nt
Organism: Penicillium brevicompactum
Lineage: Eukaryota; Fungi; Ascomycota; Eurotiomycetes; Eurotiales; Aspergillaceae
Exons: 2
Coding region: 1-351 (116 amino acids)
Source: RefSeq, a predicted model, not a curated record